Messenger RNA from Exophiala bonariae, 1740 nucleotides. RefSeq lists its product as uncharacterized. Lineage: Eukaryota; Fungi; Ascomycota; Eurotiomycetes; Chaetothyriales; Herpotrichiellaceae. Bases 1 to 1740 code for a protein of 579 amino acids. The transcript has a single exon. The record is from RefSeq and is a predicted model, not a curated record.
AUGGGGAUAUUGACUCCCUUCUCAGCCCCGCCAGAAGUCAUUGCUUCAUGGCCGACUCCCAACUUUGUCAACCCAGAUGACAGGGGGCCUGCACUGGUCUAUGUGUGUAUCAUCUUCACCGUUAUAGGCGUCCUCCUCGUUGCGGCCAGAAUAUAUUCACGCCUCUUCAUCACUCGGGCUCCUGGAGUGGACGAUCUCCUUGUCAUUUGUGGCCUAGUCCCUGCUAUUGCUUUGUCAGUCCUGGUAAUCAUUGGCAACAAGAUUUAUUUCAGCGGACGGCAUGUCUGGGACAUCCCGAUAUCAAAGUUUCCUGGUCAUCGCUUGAAUGUUUGGAUCAGCAUGUGGUGUUAUGUUAUUGCCAGCACGUUUGUCAAAAUCAGUGUUCUACUCUUCUAUCGCCGACUCAGCGUCAAAUUCAGUAAGAUAUUUCUCAUCGCAACAUGGGUGGGCAUCGUCUACAAUCUUGUCUACAUGGCUGGCUUCGGCAUGGCAUUAUUACUCAUUUGCGACCCUGUUUACGCAUACUGGCAAAGCUUCGACCGGCUUUGGGCAUCUUCCCACAAGUUUCGCUGUCGGACGGAAGGUACUUCGCUGCCCGUCUCAGGAGGAUUGAGUGUCCUUGGAGACUUGUACAGCACACUACUCCCGGUCUUCCUCGUCUAUUAUCUUGAUCUACCGCGACGGCAGAAGUUUGCACUGUAUGGCUUGUUUGCACUCGGCUUCCUCUCCGUCGCUGCUGGCACCGUUCGAACUGUCCUUCUGUACAAAAUGCUGAACACAGAUUUUGAUUUCACGCGGAUACUUUGGGAAACUUGGAUAUGGGGAGUUGUCGAGUUAUACGUAGCCAUUUGGGCCGCGAGCGCACCAGCCCUCAAACCUUUCUUCAAAAAAUAUUUUGUGGAAUCCAUUGGAAGUAUCGCCAAGAACAAAGAUGAUGGGGUGUGGUAUCCAUCGCAUGGAGGUCUGAGAAAGAAGGCCCUGAGCGAGGAUUCUUCCAAUUUCCACGAUAGUCUCAUCGUGGGCAAUGUGGCCAAUAUUGGUGUCGCCCAUUCCGGCACAGAUGAAGAACUCCGAUCAAGAGGAUUCCUGAAGGACAUCGGCAACCUAGAAACCCGGAAUUUCCAGAUGAGAAAGAGUGCGGAUGGUAAAAUGGUACCGAUGCAAGUCUACCGUGCAGGGCAAAGCGAAAGAUCAUCAGGACUACCUGCCACCGAAAUUACUCGACCGCAUAAUUCCACAGGCACAGGGGUCUCCCAAUGGAUCGAAGAUUGGCCAAUGCCCCCCGGGUCAGCAGGAGUACACCGAAGUCGACCGGACUUCGAAUCUCGGGGCUCACAACAGACCAUCCACGUUGGUCUACAGCUGGAACCAUCAGUCGCACCAUUCAACAUCCCACGAAACUCUCAAGGAAGCAUAGUAAGCGGCAAGCGCAAGGCCCAACAGAACGUGAAUUAUCCUUAUGCAUAUCGACCUGGAUCCAAUCCCCAGUCAUUUGAUAGCUUCAACCACGACGGGUUAGGGGUUGGUUCACGACUCGAAUCACCCAGCAACUCAGACCCAUCGCUAUACAUGGACGAGAAACCGCCGUGGAACACGAUACGAACGUCCAGCAGCAUUGUGAAGACCGAGAGGAGUGAGAGCGAUGAGACGCUGCAUCUACCACGCAUGGGAAGUCGGGAUUUUGAUCCCGAGAGGAGAAGCGCUGCCAGGCCUGGUGCACCUGCUGGUUAUGCGAUAUGA